AUGGUAAAAAGUCAAUUAUUUGAAAUUAUCAAAGAACACAAAGAACCACCUGUCUACGAAGUCGAUUUACUAUUACAAGAUCAUGGGCAUAAAGUGGUAAGACUUCCUCCUUACCACUGUGACUUGAACCCAAUCGAGCUCAUAUGGAGUCUUUUAAAAAGGCGGAUAGCAGAAAAAAACGUGGGUCAAGAAGCAAAAAAUAUAGUCAAAAUAACCGAAGAUGCAUUUCGUAGUAUCACACCAGAAGAAUGGAUGAAAGAGUGCUGUCACGUCGAGAGCAUUGAAGACAAGUACUUUAACGAUGGUAUAGCUGUUGAUAAUGAAAUAGAUCGAUUUAUAAUCGCAGUAGGGGAUGACAGUGAUACUUCAGAUAGCAGUGACCCUGGAGAUAGUGACAGCAGUACUAUAUCAGGUGUAGGACCGUUGGAGGAGCACAAUUAUUUUAAAAAAUAAUGCCUUUUUAAA
Molecule: messenger RNA, 465 nt
Organism: Colias croceus (clouded yellow)
Lineage: Eukaryota; Metazoa; Arthropoda; Insecta; Lepidoptera; Pieridae
Exons: 1
Coding region: 1-453 (150 amino acids)
Molecular function (GO): nucleic acid binding
Source: RefSeq, a predicted model, not a curated record